CACCAGUUACUUCUCUACUGUUCAUUUGUUCAAAUCAAAUAAUCCAAACAACACAAUCAAAAAUGGCCGCUAAGAUGAUCAUAUUCGCUGCCUGUGUGGCCACCACACUCGCCCAAUACGCCGCCCCAGCUUACCCAGCACCCGCUUACUCAGCACCAAAGGCUUACGCCCCGGAACCCACAUACGCCCCGAAACCAUACAGCUUCGAAUACAGCGUAAACGACCCACACACCUACGACGUGCACAGCCAAUCUGAAUACAGCGACGGAUACGGCAACGUCAAAGGAACUUACAGCCUUUUGGAAGCCGACGGUUCAACCCGCGUCGUCGACUACACCGCUGACUCCUACGGUUUCAACGCUGAAGUCAAGAAAAUCGAAGGUGGAUACAAAGCCCCAUACAGCGCCCCAGCCCCAUACAGCGCCCCAGCCUACAAAUCCGCCCCAGCCUACAAGCCUGCUUACUCUGCACCAGCUUACUCUGCACCAGCCUACUCUGCACCAGCCUACUCUGCACCAGCCUACGCUGCACCAGCUUACCCAGCACCAGCAUACUCUGCACCGGCCUACAAACCAGCCCCAUACAAGGCAUACUAAUUCUCAACCAAAAACCAUUCCGACUGCGUCACAACCCCUUUCACUGAGCUGAGUUCUCGUUAGCGAGAAACGGCUUUGCUUCUCACAUUACCGAACAUGUUUAAUUUAUUCAAUUGUUAAUUUAUUUAUCAAAUAAUUAAUAAAUUAUUUGAUUCAUAUUACAAA
Aphis gossypii (cotton aphid) is the source of this 761-nucleotide messenger RNA. RefSeq names its product cuticle protein 7-like. The coding region runs from base 63 to 596 and encodes 177 amino acids. The record is from RefSeq and is a predicted model, not a curated record. Lineage: Eukaryota; Metazoa; Arthropoda; Insecta; Hemiptera; Aphididae. Gene Ontology annotation, cellular component: extracellular matrix. The transcript has 2 exons.